Molecule: messenger RNA, 1259 nt
Organism: Pogoniulus pusillus (Red-fronted tinkerbird)
Lineage: Eukaryota; Metazoa; Chordata; Aves; Piciformes; Lybiidae
Gene: SYS1
Product: SYS1 golgi trafficking protein
Exons: 3
Coding region: 22-492 (156 amino acids)
Biological process (GO): protein localization to Golgi apparatus; Golgi to endosome transport; Golgi to plasma membrane protein transport
Cellular component (GO): Golgi membrane; trans-Golgi network
Source: RefSeq, a predicted model, not a curated record
GCGCGCGGCGGCGGGCGGGCGAUGGCGGCGCAGUUCCGCAGCUACGUGUGGGACCCGGCGCUGAUCGUGGCGCAGAUGGUACUGCUGCAGGCCGGUUACUACAGCUCGCUCGGGCUCUGGCUCGCCCUCCUCGGCACCUUGGGCAGGACCGGGCCCUCCCUUCACCAGGUCUUCAGCGACGAGAUUUUAGGCUUCUCCACGCCACCAGGGAGACUUUCCAUGAUGGCUUUCAUCCUCAAUGCACUCACCUGUGCUCUGGGCUUGCUGUACUUCAUCCGCCGAGGAAAGCAGUGCCUGGAUUUCACAGUCACCGUUCACUUCUUCCACCUGCUGGGCUGCUGGAUUUAUAACUCCCGCUUCCCCUCGACCCUGACGUGGUGGCUGGUGCACAUCGUGUGCACUGCACUGAUGGCUGCCAUCGGCGAGUACCUCUGCAUGAGGAUAGAACUCAGAGAGAUCCCUCUCAAUUCUGCCCCCAAGUCCAACGUAUAGACUCGCUCUGGCAACCACAUGCUGCAUUGCCUCGUUGUUUCCAACACAAGUGCAUCUGAUGCCCGAGAAUCAUCACUGAAGAAGCACAGCAGGUCUGGCUAGACGUUUUUUCCCCCUUUGGGACCUCGGUGACUGCAUGAGUUUGAGCAUCUCCUCUGGCAUCAGCUGACUGUGGGGGAGGAGCAGAUGUUUAUUUUGUUAACACAAAGCUUUUAAUAUGACUGGCAGGCGUGCUCUUAAACUCUUCACUUGUGAGACUGUUAAAAGCCAGGCAGCAAAACUUGGUAUGUGAGGAGCCUCUGGAAUUUAAGAGAUGCCCUGUGUGGGUAAUGCAGUGGUCAGUUCCUGCAGGAGCUGGCACAGUGAGCAGUGGGGCUGGGAGAUGCUGCUUUCAGUCUGUCACUUGUUUGGACUUUGGUUGGAAAGAAAAAGUCAAGGAAGUGAGUGGAUGGGGAGAAAGGAAAUAGUUGUACUUGCCUGAAUCACCAGCUGAGACACUACAUAACCCAUGACAUUAGAUGGGUCUGUUUGCUGUUCCCAUGUUUAACACAUUGAGAUGUCAGGCAGCAGUUUGCCGAAGAAAUCUUUUGUAAUAAUAAAAGUGUGAUGUUGCUGUGAGCGUGUUACAGUUCUCCUAGGACACCCAGCACUUCAAGAAAAGCCAUGGCAGCAGAUGGACAUAGCCAGAGAAUGCAUGGCUGUGAGAUGCCCUCUGUCUUGGGCACCUGAAUUUUCUUACAAUAAAUAUUUCAUACCUCUGCUCUGAA